Neoarius graeffei (lesser salmon catfish) is the source of this 913-nucleotide messenger RNA. RefSeq names its product H3 histone, family 3D (gene h3f3d). Lineage: Eukaryota; Metazoa; Chordata; Actinopteri; Siluriformes; Ariidae. Gene Ontology annotation, cellular component: nucleosome. The coding region runs from base 129 to 539 and encodes 136 amino acids. The record is from RefSeq and is a predicted model, not a curated record. Gene Ontology annotation, molecular function: protein heterodimerization activity; DNA binding; structural constituent of chromatin. The transcript is spliced from 4 exons.
GAUUACGUCAUUUGGAUAUAUAAAUAAGGGGGGGCGGGGAAGCGAGUGCUUCUCUAAGCGACGUUCCGUGUUUUGGCUCGACCGAGAAGUCGUGUUCGGACAUUUGAGAGAACUACACUAAAAGUGCAAUGGCACGUACCAAGCAGACUGCACGUAAAUCCACUGGAGGCAAAGCCCCGAGGAAGCAGCUGGCCACCAAAGCUGCCCGCAAAAGUGCGCCCUCUACUGGCGGAGUGAAGAAACCUCACCGAUACCGCCCUGGUACUGUGGCUCUCCGAGAGAUUCGUCGGUACCAGAAGUCCACAGAGCUGCUGAUCCGCAAGCUGCCUUUCCAGCGGCUGGUGAGGGAAAUUGCCCAGGACUUCAAGACUGAUCUUCGCUUCCAGAGCGCCGCCAUCGGAGCCCUGCAGGAGGCAAGUGAGGCAUACCUGGUGGGACUCUUUGAGGACACAAACCUGUGUGCCAUUCAUGCAAAGCGCGUCACCAUCAUGCCCAAGGACAUCCAGCUGGCCCGAAGAAUCCGUGGCGAACGUGCUUAAACAGCCUGCUGUUUUGUUUUUUAACUUUUUUGGGAGGGAGGGGGGUCCAGGGUUGGUUCUUACACUCAGCUACAUGCUUGUUAUAGAUCUAAGCUUAAUUUUGUAACUUCUUUGAGUUGUAAUGGUAGGGGAGGGGAUGUUGUGGUUCUUGGGCAUGGCGGUAGAGGGUGGUGUCAGAACAUUCCGGGAGCUCCUCUCAGGGUUUUAAAGUUUGUAUUUUAGACUUUGGUAUACCUCUACCUGUGCACUCUAGUCUGCAUGCUACAUUGUGGGGAUUUUUUUUUUUUAAAUUAGGAUGUCUGUCUUUCCUCCCUUAAUUCUCUUUUUCUCCUUCAUUGUGGCCAUCUGGUUGUAAAUAAACUUUCCACUACCUC